Molecule: messenger RNA, 1079 nt
Organism: Nestor notabilis (Kea)
Lineage: Eukaryota; Metazoa; Chordata; Aves; Psittaciformes; Psittacidae
Gene: CYB5R5
Product: NADH-cytochrome b5 reductase-like
Exons: 6
Coding region: 1-927 (308 amino acids)
Molecular function (GO): oxidoreductase activity
Source: RefSeq, a predicted model, not a curated record
AUGAGUGGAAAUGAGCACGACUGGCUGGCUCUCAAACCCCAGGAACCUUCUUCAUCCCAGUGCUGCGGCGGCGGCUGCAAACCCUGCAUCUAUGAUGUGUACGAGAAGGAGCUUGCACAAUGGGAGAGGGCCAAAGCAAAGCGAGACAAAAGCCUUCUCAUGGAAAAGAAGGAGCAGAGCAAUAAUUCAGAGCUGAAUCCAGAUACAUUUACUGCAUUCAACAUAAGCUCAGUGGAGCAGCUAACAGAGGACACCUACCAGUACAGAUUUGAAUUACCGGGAAAUAGCAGCCUGCGCUUGAGUUUAGGACAACAUAUCGUGUUAAGAGGAGUGGUGAAUGGUUUGGAGGUCCAGCGAGCCUAUACUCCGAUUAGCCCAGGGAAUGCAGAAGGUUACUUUGAAGUUUUAAUCAAAUGCUACGAAGCUGGGCUAAUGUCACAAUACAUAAAAACAUGGAAAAAAGGAGACAUGGUCUUUUGGCGUGGGCCAUUUGGAGGGUUCCCAUAUCGACCUAAUAAGCAUGGAGAACUCCUCAUGCUGGCGUCUGGUACUGGCCUCGCACCAAUGCUUCCCAUCCUCCAGUCCAUAACAGAUGAUGAAGAGGAUGAAACCUUUGUAACUCUUGUUUGCUGCUUCCCUACCUAUGACAAAAUUUAUCUGAAACCUCUUCUCCGGGAUCUGGCUCGAUUCUGGAACAUCAGAAUAUUUUAUGUCCUAAGCCAGGAAACUUCCCUGGAAAAACUUCCCUGGAGCUAUCAGGAAAACACAUACACUGGUCGUCUCGAUGAAGACUUGAUGAAGACUAUAAUAAAUUCCUGCCGAAGAAGGCCAUUUGUAUUAAUCUGUGGCUCUUCUGCAUUCAGUGAAGAUAUGAGUAGAUAUCUGAAAGCUGGAGGAAUUGAAGAAGAUUCCUGUUUUUUCUUUUAGCAGGGUAUUCCUGACCUGAGGAACUGCAGGCUGAGCCUUGGACGUCUUUGUUUCUCUGCAGACAUUGCUCAGAAUUGGUUGUCUCAAUGGACUGACUUCCUUGUGCAUAUGCUUAUAUAGGCCUUUGGAUCAAAUAUUUAUAUCCAGUAUGA